GGAAUCCGCGUAGACUUCGAACAGACCAGAGAGGCUUACAAGAGUAAAGAUUCGUUGGAGAUAUUAAGAAGUUUGCUGGUUCUCAAGAUGUGCUCUUACGACUUCCUGGUUGACAAGAACGAAGAGAUCAUGGAUUUUGGGAAGAAGGUGCUGGGUCAGAAGGCCUUUGAUCAGCUGAUGAAGAUUACCUUUUACAGCCAGUUUGUGGCCGGCGAGGACCACAAGGCCAUCAAGCCGCUGAUCCGGAAGAACCUGGCCUUUGGUGUGGGCUCCGUGCUGGACUACAGUGUGGAGGAGGACAUCAGCCAGGGGGAUGCUCAGCAGACACCAAUGCAGUAAUCCGUAGCUGAGGCGAUCCGCGAGAAGGGCCCGACGCACGUCCAGGGUCACCACCGCGCCCACCGCAACGACUACAGCGAGGAGUUUGGUGAAUCCCAUACGUAUUUCCAUGCAGAUGAAAGCAAAUGCGAUCAACAUAUGGAAACAUUCAUUAAAUGUAUCCAAGCAUCUGGAGGGAGUUCGAUGGACGGCUUCUCGGCCAUCAAAAUGACCGCUCUGGGACGUCCGCAGUUCCUGCUCCAGUUCUCCGAGCUCCUGGUGAAAUGGCGGCGAUUUUUUCACUUUCUGGCAUCCAAGCAGAGUGGAGAUGGCACGGAUGUCUUGGAGCAAAGGCUGGACCUGAGACAGUUGCAGGAUUUUUUAAACGGACUGGGUGAAACAGGUGACGUUUGCAAUGCAUUCGCUGCAGGGAGAGACGCCUCAGGAAGUAUUGACCUCCUGGACUGGAACAGCCUCUUAGAUAACAGAGCAAACCUGUCUGAAAUGCUUCUCGUCCCGAACGUUCAGCUCGGCAAGCUGGAGCCUCUGCUGAAGGACUUCGCUGCAGAAGAAGAGGGACAAAUGAGGAGGAUAUUACAGCGGAUGGAUGUUUUAGCAAAGCAUGCUGUAGAGAACGGCGUCCGCUUGAUGGUGGAUGCAGAGCAGACCUACCUGCAGCCGGCCAUCAGCAGACUGACUCUGGAGAUGCAGAAAGUCUACAAUAAAGACAAGCCGGUCAUCUUCAACACAUACCAAUGUUAUCUAAAGGAGGCGUACGACAACGUAACUACGUUGGAUGUAGAACUAUCUCGGCGCGAGGGCUGGUACUUUUCUGCCAAGUUGGUGCGGGGGGCCUACAUGCAUCAGGAGCGGGAAAGGGCCUUGGAGUUGGGUUAUGAGGACCCCAUUAACCCUGACUAUGAGUCUACCAACACAAUGUACCACAGAUGUUUGGAUUACGUGCUGGAUGAGAUUGCGCUCAACCGGAACGCCAACGUUAUGGUUGCAUCCCAUAAUGAGAACACGGUGAAACACACAUUGAUGAGAAUGAACACACUUGCUCUGUUGCCCAGUGACAAUAAAGUGUUUUUCGGCCAACUGCUGGGCAUGUGUGACCAGAUCAGCUUCCCACUGGGCCAAGCAGGCUUCUCGGUCUACAAGUACGUUCCCUACGGCCCGGUGAGCGAGGUGAUGCCCUACUUGACUCGGAGAGCCCAGGAAAACCGAGGCUUCAUGAAGGGUGCCCAGAAGGAGAGAGAACUGUUGUGGAAGGAGCUGAAACGCAGACUCGCCUCCGGGGAGCUUCUCUAUAGGCCGCUCUACUGAAAGCACACAGGAGGAGAUAACGUCAAGGUUUUUUUUUCAUCCCCCUCCCCUCCUCAUCUUCUUGGCUGUCUCCCACCCGUCUU
This is a messenger RNA of Nerophis lumbriciformis (worm pipefish), 1727 nucleotides long. The record is from RefSeq and is a predicted model, not a curated record. NCBI's taxonomy places the organism in Eukaryota, Metazoa, Chordata, Actinopteri, Syngnathiformes, Syngnathidae.